Molecule: messenger RNA, 2625 nt
Organism: Punica granatum (pomegranate)
Lineage: Eukaryota; Viridiplantae; Streptophyta; Magnoliopsida; Myrtales; Lythraceae
Source: RefSeq, a predicted model, not a curated record
UAAUGAUAUCACUCAUCAGCUAGCAGAACCGAAAAUCACAAACAAACAAACAAACAAAAAUGGCUGCCAAGGAUGCACUUUUCAAGCAUUUCUGCAUUUUGUCUGUCGUGUUCCUCUUGAUCAACCACGGAAUAUGCCUUCCCAAGGAUGAAGACAGGAAGGUCUACAUAGUUUACCUCGGUUCUCUUAAUCCAACUGAAACAUAUUCCCCGACUUCUCAGCAUCUCAGUUUGCUGCAACAAGUUGUCAAGGACCAGAGGUCCGCUUCCGCUUCACUCAUCAGAAGCUACCAAAGGAGUAUUAAUGGUUUUGCUGCUAAGCUCACUGAAAAAGAGGCACAGAAGCUAGCCAGCAAGGAUGAAGUAUUCUCAGUGUUUCCUAGCCAAACUUUCUACGUGCAGACCACAAAAUCAUGGGAUUUCAUCGGAUUGUCCAAGACAGCAAAACGGAUGCCCUCCACAGAGGGCAACAUUAUCAUCGCAGUCUUGGACUCCGGUGCUUAUCCCGAGUCCGAAUCAUUCAGUGACAAAGGCUUUGGCCCCCCUCCUCGCAAGUGGAAGGGCUCCUGCAAGGGUGGAUCCAACUUCACUUGCAACAACAAGCUCAUCGGAGCACGAAAUUAUGUAUCUGACGAGGAUUCUGCACUCGACGGUAAUGGACAUGGGACACACACGGCCUCGACUGCUGCCGGCAAUGCGGUGGAAGGGGCCAGCUUCUUCGGAAUAGCUAAUGGAACAGCUCGAGGAGGGGUACAGUCCUCCAGGAUCGCCAUUUACAAGGUAUGCGAUUCACGGGGUCAUUGCGACGGCGAUGGAAUUUUGGCAGCCUUCGACGACGCGAUCGCAGAUGGAGUGGACAUCAUCACUGUUUCACUGGGCAAUGUGGUGCCUUCUCCUUUUAACGAAGAUCCUUUCGCGAUAGGAGCUUUCCAUGCGACCUCAAAGGGUAUCCUGGUGACUCAAGCUGCGGGAAAUUUGGGGCCCUCUGCGGAAACAGUGACCAGUGUCGCCCCUUGGAUCCUCACUGUAGCGGCUAGCACCGUAGAUCGGCUGUUCAUCACCAAGCUUGUCCUGGGGAACGGGACGGUUAUAACUGGAAUAGCGGUAAAUUCGUUUCCAUCAGCUCUGAAUUAUUUUCCUCUCGUGUUCGGGAAGCAGGUUUCAAGCUCUUGUGGCGAGGCCUCUGCUAGAGCCUGCUAUGAGGGCUGUCUAGAAAUGCAGAAAGUGGCUGGGAAAAUCGUGAUCUGCGAGGGGGGGCUUGAUGCACCUUCCGAGGCUGCAGCGUUUGGUGCUCGCGGGAUCAUCCUGAAGGGUGCGGAUCGUGACGAUGCUUCUGCUUAUCCACUUCCCGCUGUGGCCCUGGACGACUCCAGCUUUGAAAAACUCCUAUCCUACCACAAUUCCACAAAAGAUCCUCAAGGGCGAAUAUUGAAGGGUGAAACCACUCGAGAUGCUGCUGCUCCUGCAGUCCCUCGCUUUUCUUCACGGGGACCAAAUGCGAUCACUCCCGAUAUAAUGAAGCCCGAUGUAAGUGCCCCUGGCGCUAAUAUAUUGGCUGCAUUUCCUCCAAAUUUGCCGCCAACACCCUUUGCUGGGGAUGAUAGGAGAGUGAAGUUCUUAGUAAAGUCUGGAACCUCCAUGUCUUGUCCACAUGUUGCUGGUGCAGCGGCAUAUGUUAAAACAUUUCAUCCCGACUGGUCUCCUUCUGCUGUUAAAUCAGCUCUAAUGACAACUGCUUCGAAGCUCCGGGAUACUACUACCCGUGUAGACCUUUCAGGACGCGAAUUUUCAUAUGGUUCGGGACAAAUCAAUCCCUUAAAGGCCGUGGAUCCUGGUCUAGUUUAUGAAACCACAAAGGCAGACUAUGUAAACCUACUGUGUAGCUUGGGCUACGAUAUAAGAAGCAUAGAUAGCAACGGUACUUGCCCCAAGGGAGCCAAGAACAUCACGGAGGCAGAGCUCAACUACCCUUCUUUGACUUUCAAAGCGCCGGUCUCAGAGCCCUUCGAGUUGGCCAUCAACAGGACUGUCACCAAUGUAGGGCCUCCGAACUCAACCUACAAGGCCAAAGUUGACGUCUCCCCAAACAUUAACAUCACUGUGGUCCCAGAGGUCAUUUCCUUUGAGUCAGUCUCCGAGAAGAAGUCUUUCACCAUUGGGAUUUCAGCGAGUGGUUUGCAAUCUGGCGCACUGUUGUCUAAUGAGGUUGUUUGGUCCGAUGGCGUGCACCAUGCGAGAAGUCCGGUCAUCGUGUAUACUGAACAAGAUAGUCCAGAAUAAUUGUCCGGUCAUCGGGUAUAUUGGUUAUGGACUUCUUCUAAUCAAGAGACACAACCAUACAAUUAAAUAGUGUACGUGUUUUCCCACUUUGCACGGGCAGGGAUCUGAGAUCCAAAUCGAAUAAGCCAGCACCCCAACUGUUUGGUCGAUUCUUGCACGUACUUAGGAGCGGCAAGAGCAUAAAUUUCAGACUGGCCGGAUUUGCACUCGAACAACUUUAACUGGUUUCAGUAGACAGUUGUCCUUCCAUCCAUAAAUCGACCCCCUGAUACGCAGCUUUGUUUCCAGAUAUAUAUUAUCUUAAAGAGCAUUAUUCGAAAUGCCAGUUUUCGUUUCUUUUUGCCCA